Molecule: messenger RNA, 3222 nt
Organism: Sycon ciliatum
Lineage: Eukaryota; Metazoa; Porifera; Calcarea; Leucosolenida; Sycettidae
Exons: 6
Coding region: 1-3222 (1073 amino acids)
Source: RefSeq, a predicted model, not a curated record
AUGGAGAGGGCCGCUUCAGCCUUAGGCACGCUGGAGGAAGCAAUUGCCUCCCGCCUCAUCCCCUCGCGCUGUGGUCGCUCCGUGGGCUCCGUUGAACGGAAGUUGCUAAGCUUCACCUGCAGAGAUGGUGGCCUUGGACUCCUCGAUCCCACUGCACCCUCUGGUCAGUACAAGGCGUCAUGCACCAUCAACGCUGCGCUGGUGUCAAAGAUCAUCUGCCAGGACCCAGCCCUAGGUGCCACCCUCGACACUGUCUGCCAGACCAAGCGGAAACUGGCUAGUUACACCAGCCUGGCCACAGGAAGAGCUGCCACUGAAUUUCUGCUGUCACUCCCGUCGGAUCUUCAGUAUUGCAUGAGGCUAGCCAGCGAGAAAGGUGCCUCCUCCUGGCUCACAUGCCGUCCCCUGAAGGCGCACGCAUUCGCUCUGUCGAAUGGCGAAUUUCGGGACGGCCUGGUACUUCGUGUCCGCACCGGCAUCAUCGAUUCCGGUCAGCGUCCAAUCUUCUCUCUUGUGUUUGACAUGCAAUCGGCAGUUCAACUGCACAAGGCACCAAGACAACAUGUCCUGCAGGUACCGACAACUCCAUCUCAAACACCACACGAGAUGAGUAUACCACAGGGUCAGCCACACUCUCGGGUGCACACGCCGGGACAACGCCAGGUUGAGCCAUGGGUUCAACAACCCGUGCAGACAAUGAAUCGUCAAGGGCAACACGAGAAGAAUAUGACGAAACAGACUGACCAUUGUGUAGUGCUUGGCGAUUUCAAUGCUCGAGUUGGAUCUAGUGAGCAGGGUGAUGAGUGGUCCACUGUACGUGGUCCGCAUGGAUUUGGUGCACUGAACUCUUCAGGAGCUGACCUGCUAUCAUUUGCUGCAUUCAAUCAGUUGAGUAUUUGUAACACCUGGUUCCCCAAGCGAGACCUCUUCAAGCGGACUUGGCAGCACCCAGGCACUUUGAACUGGCACUGUAUCGACUACAUUCUAGUGCGCCAGGAGGACCGCCGUUGGUGUAUGGACACUGCGGUCGCGCGCAGUGCUGAGUGUGGAAGUGACCACCAACUCCUCUGUUUUACUUUUGCACUUCCGUGUGGACGAUUAGUUUGGGAGCGCGACCGGGCAAAUGUGCGGCGCCGCCGUUAUGAUGUUGCCCAGCUGCGGGUGCGCACCUCGGACCCGGACUCACCUUCGCCUGCAGAAAGGUACCAAGCUACCAUUGCAACCGAGCUUGUAGAUACAUGGCAAGAACAGCACGACAUAGAUCAGAAAUGGUCCAACGUCAAGGCGGCUAUCGACAAGUCUGCUGCGUCUGUCUUGGGCUUCUCCCGGCGUCGCCAACCAGACUGGUUUCGGGAGGCAGAGUCAGCCAUCCAGCCAUUGCUAGAUGAACGGAAUCGGUGCUAUACCGACUGGCUAUGUAGUGGCCAGAGCCGCGACUGCUCGCACUACACAGCGUUUAAGGUGGCUAGAUCCAGGGCGCGUGCUUCCAUAUCCUCGGCUAGGGUAGACUGGAUAAAGGCAAAGGCACAGGCGGCCUCAGAGUCGAGAUUCAAUGGAGCGGUUGUAUGGAAGUGCAUCCAUGACCUCCAGUCUUGUACCCGGGGCCUCGCCCCUGUGCGCACUUCCGCCGUGCUGGAUGAGAACGGUAACAUCUGUAGUUCACCAGAGGAGCAGAGCCACCGGUGGGGAAGACACUUUGACGGUGUUCUCAACGUGGCAAGUGCAUGGAAUCGCAAUGCCCUGGACGACAUCCCACAGCGACAGGAGGCUGAUCAUCUUGCUGAGGCGCCGACUCUCCGUGAAGUCAGCCGCGCUAUCUCCCGCCUACAGAACGGCAAGUCCGCUGGAGCCUCUGGCAUCCUCCCUGAGAUGCUGAAGAGGGGUGGCCCUGACCUCACCGCCAAGCUUGUGGAGCUGUUUGGCGAUGUGUGGCGUGCUGGGGUGGUCCCGCAGGAGUGGGUGGACGCCACGUUGGUCCCCAUCCCAAAGAAAGGGGAUUUAUCUCGCUGUGAUAAUUGGCGGGGUAUCUCACUGCUGGAUGUUGUGGGCAAGGUUCUGGCGAGCGUCAUCCAGACUCGUCUCCAGUCCGUGGCUGCAGAUUUUCUCCCAGAGUCUCAGUGUGGCUUCAGGCGUGGCCGAUCUUGUACAGAUAUGGUUUUCAGUGUUCGGCAGUUCCUCGAGAAGACCAUUGAGCACGACUGCAAAGGCUUCUUUGUAUUUAUAGACCUCAAGAAAGCCUAUGAUUCCGUGCCUCGGGAUUGCCUGUGGGAAGUCUUAUCCCGAGCGGGUAUCCCUGCUCCCAUGCUUGCCGUGAUCCGUUCCUUUCACACUGACAUGUCGGCGGUGGUUCGGGUAGAGAACACGACAACUGACCCUAUCCGCGUCACGAAUGGUCUCCGUCAGGGGUGCACCAUGGCACCUGUGCUGUUUAACAUCUUCAUGUGGGCGGUAGUGACUGUGUGGCAGCGACGAGUCCGAGAUGUACCCGGUGUUGGUUUUGAGUUCCGGCAUUGUGAUGGUGACACUAACGUUCACUGCAAGCCUACCAGGACGGAUCCGGUUGCCAUUGCCACUGAGUCACAGUUUGCAGACGACUCAGCACUUUUCGCGACGACUCGUGCAGGGGCGGAGACGGCACUUGCAGUGUUUGACACGACCGCAGCUGAGUUUGGGCUUAAAGUUAGCGCUACCAAGACACAGUUCUUGGUUGCAGGUAGGGAUGUUUCGCCUGGGGACUGCGCUCCAAUCGAGCUAGCUGGCACGGUCAUCGAGUGUGUUUCGGAGUUCCGGUAUCUGGGAUCUCUCAUUCAUCGCGGUGGCCGGUCGACACAGGACAUCACUGCUCGGAUUGCGCAUGCCUCUCCUGCUUGUGGCGCCUUGCAAGGAACCAUCUUCAGCAAUCCUGACCUUGAUUUGCAUAUCAAGAGAGAUUGCUGGAAUAAUCACACGACCAACGCCCAACUGUUGGAGAUGUGGGGUGACUCUGAUACCAUCUGCGUGAAGGUCUCACAGCGUCGCCUAGAGUGGCUGGGCCAUGUUGCUCGAAUGGACAGUAGCCGGAUGCCGAGACAGAUCCUGUUUGGCUCACUUCUCACACGUCGCCCAGCACAUGGCCCUCGCAAGCGCUGGAAGGAUUGCGUUGUCUCCGACUUAAGAGUUCGUGGCCUCACCAAGGAAUGGUACCCUAUCGCCUGGUUGGGGUGGGCUAGUAGAGAAGGGUAG